GGAUGAUUGGUCAUAAAUGUCGGAUGGUGUUCGACAUAACCAACCAUGUUGCAGGGGGAGUGAUGCUGAUCGUGGGAUUGGGGUCUAUGGAGAGAUGAUUAUGGAAUCCAUGGGGCGUUGUGCCAAGUCUUAUUGUAAGAGGAGAGUUAAUUGUGUGCUGGUGGUGGCUGACAUGGAAGAAGCUUGUAAGGAUUUCAGUUCUGGUGAUUUGAAGCAUGUUGAAGCUAUAAAGAUGAUCUUUCACUCCCCAUCCAUUAGGAGAUCAAAUGAGAACCCAAUGUUGAUACUGACACAUGGCGACAUGUUAACUGCGAAGGAGAGGGUGGAAAACCAGGCUGAAGCUAUGCAAAUGUGUGGUGAUCCGGUGUCGGCAUUUGUAUGGUGA
Molecule: messenger RNA, 385 nt
Organism: Ipomoea nil (Japanese morning glory)
Lineage: Eukaryota; Viridiplantae; Streptophyta; Magnoliopsida; Solanales; Convolvulaceae
Exons: 2
Coding region: 17-385 (122 amino acids)
Source: RefSeq, a predicted model, not a curated record